AUGGCUCCUGACCGUUGCUACAGCACAGUAAAGAGCUGCAAGGUGGUUGUAUGCAGCCGGGGAUCUGUAGGCAAAACUUCAAUCUUGGAACACAUUCCGUAUGGAAACCAUGUAGUGGACUCUGAGAUCAUUAAGGUGCAGGAAGACAUCUAUGUGGGCUCCACUGAGACAGACUGGGGAGUGCAGGAGCAGGUCACCAUCAUGGUCCUCAGCAACAAGUAUGAUCUGCAGGUGCAGCAGCAUUUGGUCCCAGGUAUGGCUCAGCACUGGGCCAAGUCAGAGAAAGUGAAGCUGUGGGAGAUAUCAGUGGCCAAUUGCCGCUCCCUCCUGGAGCCCUUCAUCUACCUGGCCAGCAAGAUGACCCAGCCCCAGAGCAAGCCCAACUUCCUCCUUAGCCACAAGAACAAGGGCAGUGGCUCCAUCCCUCAAUCACCCUCUCAACCCAAUUCCAAUUUCUGGGGUUCUGAAAGAUAG
Messenger RNA from Choloepus didactylus (southern two-toed sloth), 474 nucleotides. RefSeq names its product NF-kappa-B inhibitor-interacting Ras-like protein 2. The transcript is spliced from 3 exons. Lineage: Eukaryota; Metazoa; Chordata; Mammalia; Pilosa; Megalonychidae. Gene Ontology annotation, biological process: canonical NF-kappaB signal transduction. The record is from RefSeq and is a predicted model, not a curated record. The coding region runs from base 1 to 474 and encodes 157 amino acids.